Alligator mississippiensis (American alligator) is the source of this 3608-nucleotide messenger RNA. RefSeq names its product cytosolic phospholipase A2 gamma-like. The transcript has 13 exons. Gene Ontology annotation, molecular function: calcium-dependent phospholipid binding; calcium ion binding. The record is from RefSeq and is a predicted model, not a curated record. The coding region runs from base 83 to 1564 and encodes 493 amino acids. Gene Ontology annotation, cellular component: nucleoplasm; cytosol; nuclear envelope. Lineage: Eukaryota; Metazoa; Chordata; Crocodylia; Alligatoridae. Gene Ontology annotation, biological process: glycerophospholipid catabolic process.
GGAAAAGAAAAUAGAGCAGCAGCUUGGGUAGGAGAAGAGGACCGGAGUUGCACUUGAGGAGCAGGUGGGGAUAAUUUGUGUCAUGCCUGACAGAAAGAAUGAAGGUGUUCGAAUUUCCCAGGAGCUCUCAGAAGGUGAAAAACGUGGCACUACCCACAGAAAGACCACAGUGAAGAAAUGCUUGAACAACUUUGGCAUCUCCUGCAAUGAAGACGAGGUGCCCCAUAUUGCAAUCCUGGGAGCAGGUGGUGGUUUGCGUGCAAUGAUAGCCCUGCAGGGAACCUUGGGGGAGCUGCAAAACCAUGGCCUGUUGGAUUCUGUCAUGUACCUGUGUGGAGUGUCUGGGUCCACCUGGUGCAUGUCUUCUUUGUACAAACACUGGGAUUGGUCAGAUAAAUUGUUGAGCUUGGAGGAAAGAAUGUAUGAAAUGCUCCUCUCCACCUGGAGCCUUCCAAAGGCAAUGAAGAUGUUGGAGGAGGCAGCCAAGGAUGAAAACUAUUCCCUCACUGAUUUCUGGGCCUACACAGUAGUGUAUGGGAUGUUGCAUGAGCUGGAUAAAGGGAGUUUGUCUGACCAGAGGGCUGCUUCUGAAAAUGGGAAAAACCCCUACCCCAUAUAUGCAGCUGUGGAUGAGAAAUCUUUUAACAAAUUAUCUGAAAACUCUGCAGACACCUGGUUUGAAUUCACACCCCAUGAAGCCAGUUUUCUUGGCCACAGAGCCUCUGUAGACAUCAAAUACUUUGGAAGCGAGUUCGAGGGUGGGGAGGUAAAGAGAAAGAAAGAAGAAAUGAACAUGAGUUACCUCCAAGGUUUAUGGGGAAGUUGCAUUGGAAGCAAAGAGGAAAACAUAGAAUUUAUAAAAGACAUGCUGAGUUUUUACAUCAUAGAACGAUUUGGGUCAAAUUCUGCAGGUUUUUCAGGAAAUGUAGAGCGGUUUUCAACACCUAGCACUGGAGAUGAAGAAAGAUCGAUAAUAGAUAUCACCAGGAUUGUACACAAAACCAAUAAAUGCCUCUUGAGCUGGAAGUGGGGAAGCAUUAAUAACUUUCUAUAUAAAAUCUCUGGUAUUAACUCUGCCGAACUGAUGGAAGAUAAAAUCAUCUCUUUGAUUGAUGCUGGAGUAGCCAUAAAUUGUGCUUACCCUCUCAUUCUUUGUCCAGAGAGGAAAGUGAAGUUAAUCCUCUCCUUUGACUAUGGCCCUGGAGAUCCUUUUAAGACACUCAAGCAAGCUGUGGAAUACUGCAGACAAAACAGCAUCCCAUUUCCUGAGGUAGAUGAGAAUCUGCUCCGGGAAGAGAAUAACCCCUCUGAUGUCUACAUCUUUAGAGGGGAGAAUGCCCCCACUGUCAUGCACUUCCCCCUCUUCAACAAAGUGAACGUUCCAGGCCAUGUCACAGACUCAAGAUUUAAAUUCAGUCCUGUUCGCUUUGUGUACAAUAAGGAAGACUUCAGUAAAUUGCUCCAGGCUGCCAAAUUAAAUGUGUCAAACAAUAAAGACAAGAUCUUACAGGAGAUAAGACAUGUCAUGGCUUCCUCUAACAGGAGUAAUUUAUAUUCUCUGUAAUUCUCUACAGGAAAUCUUUGUACAACUGCAAAUUUCACUUGUGCUACUAGAUAUUAUAUGUGACAUCUGGAUUUAAAUACUAGGUUAUGUGGUUCCACUGGACUACAAAAUAUUAAAGGAGAUUAUACUGCAGCCAAAUAUGUCAUCAGGAAAAUAAGUAGAAAGAAGAUGUAUGUGUGCACAGUCAUUUAUCUCACAAGCAAGCAUUCACAAUCAAUAACCUAGAAGAUGUGGUUGCACGUAGAUAUUCAAAGAGGUUCUGCUCAUUAGCACUAUAGAUACUCUUGAAAAUUUAGCGAUAUAUUAAUUAUGCUAGUGAUAAACCAGAGAUUACUCCCUCAAAAGUAACGCCUUUCUUUUCUAAAUGUAUCUGAGACCAUGUUCUAGACUGCUGCUCAUAACAACCUUCGUUUUUAUGAAUGUUCUUGUUCGUUCGUACCUCAGUGUUCUUUGACUGUCUCUGACAACAUACUGCAAAUAUUUUUGCCUCCUGCUGCACAUUUAAUCCAUUAAGCCCAUGCCAUUGUUUCCAUUGUACACUGUGGGUGCAUCUACAGGAGGUGCUAUGUCACCGUAGGAACAAGCUACAGCAACAUAGCUUGUCACUACAGUAGUAUAGUGUUGGCAUGCAUAAACUCUGAUGCCAAUACUACAUCACUGUAGCUCAUUGCUAUGGCAACAUAGUGUCUAAAACUACCAGUGUGCCACUGGGACUGCAUAGUAGCGGUGGGUACUGUGCCAUGAUUUACAGUACUGCAGUCAGGAGCAUGUGUCGAUGCACCCUGUAUUACUGAGUCACAGAAUAACCUGCCAUAGUACAAGUACCUAAUGUAACAAGCAAGGUAAUCUCCCCCAGUUCCUAAAACAGUACAGGGACUAUGACAAAUGGAGGUUAGAGAAUUAAGAAAAAAAUAGUUUGUUCAGGAUAAUCAGGAGAGUAGGAUUAUUAUAUAGAAUGACUUUGAUAAACAGGAUAAGUCGUCUGAAAUGAAUCAAAUGAAAUUCAUUAGGUUCAAGUGCAAAGUCCUGGAAAACUUGCAUGCACAAAUACAAUAAUUUGCCAGGUUGUAUUUGAUGCAUUACAGAAAGGGAGCUGGGUAUUGUAGCAGACCAUAUUUAUAAAGGCUUAUGAAUAAAGGCUAAAAGAGCUCAAAUGAUUUAGUCUGCAGAAGAGAAGACCGAAGGGUGAUUUGACCGGUCAAAGUCCUGCCCCUGCAAAGACAAGAAAUAAUUUGUUAAAAUGCACUCAAACUAUCCAUGGAAGUGGAUCCCUUACCCCACUACAGAGGAAGGCAAAACCCCCGAUAGACCAUCUGAAUUAGACCAUGGGAUAAAAUUACCUCCUUAUCUUUUAUGUGGCAGAGGAGCAAGACCUUGAGGCAGGAACUGCUGAGUUUUCUAAGUUCCAACAGGAGCAUCAGCACACCACAGUGAAAAUCCCCAAAAUUGCCUCUAUAAAUCUGUGUGUUAAGUUUGAAUCUUUUUAGCUUGCAUUAUAGUAGCUUUAGUAAUGUUUGCCUGCAUUAAUUUAAGUUAGGCCAAGUUAGCAUAAAUGAGCCUAAAGGAAGUCGUAUAAAAGGAAGGGAGUUAUAGGUGACAGGACAUUCUAGGAAAGGCUAGCUUCAUUACAUCUUGAUUUGUGAAGGUCAACAUAAUAUGCAACAAAAACAUCACUUUUUUGAACAUGUGUCUCAUUCUGAACAAGUAAUGUUGAAGGGCUCUAUUAGAAAAUGGGGAUGAGAGGUAGCUCAGGAUUCUGAGAUGUGUUCCUCUGGCAUCCUUUGCUGAGAUUCCCAUUCACAGACCUAAUGAAGAUACAAUGCCUUUUAGAGUUUAGUCUGUGAAUUCAGGCCAGAUCUCUCUAACAAGCCAACUACCAUUUAGAAAUUCUUAGCAUGUUAAGAUGCAGUGAUUCUAAGUUGAAAGGCUGAUUAUUUCCACUUGAAUAGUACAAAUAUAUAGAUAUAUAUUGUGUUAAUCAUUAUUAGAUCUCAAUGUUCCUAAUUUUAGAAGUUCAAUAAAAUCUGCUUUUUCAUUUGCUCAA